Molecule: messenger RNA, 801 nt
Organism: Scomber japonicus (chub mackerel)
Lineage: Eukaryota; Metazoa; Chordata; Actinopteri; Scombriformes; Scombridae
Gene: emp2
Product: epithelial membrane protein 2
Exons: 4
Coding region: 54-551 (165 amino acids)
Cellular component (GO): plasma membrane
Source: RefSeq, a predicted model, not a curated record
CUGACCAACGAGCAACACAUCAGCAGACAAGUUAGCCAAACAGAAGAACAACCAUGUUAAUUAUCUUAGCUUUCAUCAUCCUCUUCCAUGUGGCCGCAACCAUCCUCCUCUUUGUUGCAACCAUAAACAAUGCAUGGUGGGUGGUGCCUCAACCUGGACGGGACUUGAUCUACACUGACUUGUGGUACUCCUGUAAUUCCACCUGCUACCCCGUAGAGAACAGCCACACUGUUGAAGCAGCCUAUCUGCAGGCAGUCCAGGCUACUAUGAUCCUGGCCACCAUGUUAUGUUGCGUCAGCUUCUUUGUCUUCAUUCUUCAGCUGUUCAGGCUCAAACAGGGGGAAAGAUUCGUUUUCACUGCUAUCAUCCAGCUACUGGCCUCUCUGUGUGUGAUGGUUGGGGCGUCUAUCUACACGGCUCAGAAAUCAUCCUUUCAUUUGCCCAAUCUUCAGAAAGGCUAUUAUGGAUCCUCCUAUAUCCUGGCAUGGAUUAGCUUCCCCAUGACUCUCAUCAGUGGCCUCAUGUACUUGGUGCUCAGGAAACGCAAAUAGAUGUGAUGGUCUUGAACUCCAGGCACACAGAUCUCCCAAUAUAUGAAUAGGAACACAUGGACAUAUAUGCUUAGAGACAUACAGUUUUUUCAACAAAAAUGUAUGCACACUUUCGCUUUUUAACACUUAGAUUUUAAAAUAUCACUGCAGAUAAAGAAGAAUCCAUCAUAAUUUCAACCAAACAGUACACCAACAAAGCAUUCAGCGUUACAUUUUUUUUCCACCUUACACACUUAAAACCCCUUUUACU